AUGCAUGAUGAUGAUGAUGAUGAUGAUGAUGAUGAUCAUGAUGAUGAUGAUCAUGAUGAUGAUGAUCAUGAUGAUGAUGAUCAUGAUGAUGAUGAUCAUGAUGAUGAUGAUCAUGAUGAUGAUGAUCAUGAUGAUGAUGAUCAUGAUGAUGAUGAUCAUGAUGAUGAUGAUCAUGAUGAUGAUGAUCAUGAUGAUGAUGAUCAUGAUGAUGAUGAUCAUGAUGAUGAUGAUCAUGAUGAUGAUGAUCAUGAUCAUGAUGAUGAUGAUCAUGAUGAUGAUGAUCAUGAUGAUGAUGAUGAUGAUCAUGAUGAUGAUGAUCAUGAUGAUGAUGAUCAUGAUGAUGAUGAUCAUGAUGAUGAUGAUCAUGAUGAUGAUGAUCAUGAUGAUGAUGAUCAUGAUGAUGAUGAUCAUGAUGAUGAUGAUCAUGAUCAUGAUGAUGAUCAUGAUCAUGAUGAUGAUCAUGAUCAUGAUGAUGAUCAUGAUCAUGAUGAUGAUCAUGAUCAUGAUCAUGAUGAUGAUGAUGAUGAUGAUGAUGAUGAUGAUCAUGAUCAUGAUGAUGAUGAUGAUCAUGAUCAUGAUCAUGAUGAUGAUCAUGAUCAUGAUCAUGAUCAUGAUCAUGAUCAUGAUCAUGAUGAUGAUGAUUCACGGCCAGGACAGGAUUCGGAUUUGAGUGGCAUCUCAUCAGGUGGAGACGAGUUUGUUCCUUCUCCUUCAAAUGUUCAGCAGGCAGACGACUCGUCUGAUGAUGAUUUGAGUGCUGAAGAAGUUCCUGAAGAGCGCAGGAGUUCACACAGUGUCACAGAAGGUGUCAAGACCACUGCUUUUUCGGAGAUCAAAUUUUGUUCAGAAGUUUCAGCCACCAAACAUUAA
Molecule: messenger RNA, 870 nt
Organism: Schistocerca serialis cubense
Lineage: Eukaryota; Metazoa; Arthropoda; Insecta; Orthoptera; Acrididae
Product: fibrinogen-binding protein-like
Exons: 2
Coding region: 1-870 (289 amino acids)
Source: RefSeq, a predicted model, not a curated record